This is a messenger RNA of Bursaphelenchus okinawaensis, 1765 nucleotides long. NCBI's taxonomy places the organism in Eukaryota, Metazoa, Nematoda, Chromadorea, Rhabditida, Aphelenchoididae. The record is from the annotation of a GenBank genome assembly.
AUGGUAUCUUACUAUCCAAAUGAACAUAGUCGGUUUUCGUGGAUCAACGAAUCUUUGCCACUUCCUGAUGUUACUCCUGGACAAUUGAAAACAUGGAUGACAGUAACCGCGAUUUGUCACAAUGUUGCGUUUGUUGUGGGAGGAAUCAUGUCGUUUACUUUGUUAACGUUGAUCUUGCUUUACACUCCGAAGACACUGAAGAAUUAUAAACCCAUGUUACUUAUAUCCUCUUCUUGUGACAUCUUUUUUUGGUUCUUCAUGUCCAUGGUUCAAGCGGUAAGACUCUUGUCAUUUUUAGGUUUUUAUUUUUUUAAUCUUUAGGGUGUGUUUAGGGUCACGACAGGGGUGAUUUUAGUGGAUACGAUCAUUCAAAAAAGUUUCUUAAAAAAACUGUUUGGUAAUGUGUAUAUUUUGAACUUUUAUAUGUGAUUUUACAGUGCGGUAACAUCAAAGACAAUGUAGUUGCAAUAAAGCUUAACGGUCUGGCUAAAUGGUUCAAUUACGACCAACAAGCUUUAUGUAUGGGACUAAGCAGUAUUGGAGUGGCAGCUGCAAUUGCAAUAUUACCAGUAAAUUAUUAUUACCGUUACAUUCACAUGAAACAGUAAGUAAUUUUACAAACACUCGACUUUGGUAAAUAAAUGAUUAUAAUUAUUUUUUAUUAAAUAAAUAUAUACUUUUUAACAUUCAGUAGCCAACAAAAUCGGACUUGGUUACAUAUAAAAAUGGCGCUCCUGUACGCAACAGCAUUCAUUAUCUCCUGUGCCUAUGGAACCCUAGCAUACCUUAGUUUUACGCAUGGGCCACGGGUAGACUUCAACUAUGCUAGUCUUUGGUUCGAUCCCAGGUCUGGGCCGACUAUCUUGCCAGUUGACAUUGUAAGUUAAGAAUAAAUAAUACUGUCAAACCUAUUUAGUAUGAAACUCAAGGGACUGGAUCGGGGUAGAUUAGACUCAAGAAACUACUCCAGAAAUGUAAGAUGAUUUUCACACUACCCCGGCAUCUUUUGAUUGGAGUUAUACAGAGGGUUACACUAUCAAAGGUCAUACUACCGUGUUUUUGCUAUAGAUUUUAUCAAAGUUAAAAUACGUUUUCUUAACCUCAAGGAAGAAAAAUGAAAACGUUUUGAUAAAACUCUUACAAAGGGAGGCCACAACAUUACAAUGCCAUUUUUAAUAUGACACUUUGUUCUUUUCAGAGAAGCAAUGUUACAAAAUUAUUCAUUUUUCUGACAUUAUUUGGAUCCGCGACUUUCUACUUGAUAGCAAUACUAUUCGGUCGAUUGACAAUGCGGUUUUUGGUCCACAAUAUGAGCUCAUUUUCAAACAGAUCUUUGAGAAUGCAAAAGCAGCUCAGUAGAACUUUAAUGUUGCAGGUAAUAACCCAAUAACACUUGAAUAACUGUUGCAGGUAAUAACUCUAAUGGUCUAACGUAAUCUUUGCUGUUAAAAAACACCAAUGAGCAAUUGUAAAAUACGUUUCUGUAAAACAAUUUUGAGAUAUUUUGCUGAUGAAACAAUUUUAGGCAGCUGUACCAAUCUUGAGUUCGGUUGGUCCGUGUGCUAUUGUGGGUUACUGUACUUUAAAAGGCGCCGAUGCUGGAAUGAUUAGUCUUGUAAUCUACAUCUUCUUCUACUGGAUACCUAUCCUAACCCCGUUAUCGACUAUAAUUACUAUCAAACCGUAUCGAAUGGUCUUUGUUAAUAUGGUUAACAAACCGUUUUCUGGAUAUGUAGUCUCAUUUACAGGUUCUACAGACAGUUAA